This is a messenger RNA of Oncorhynchus kisutch (coho salmon), 3894 nucleotides long. Its product is annotated as diphosphoinositol polyphosphate phosphohydrolase 1-like. The transcript is spliced from 5 exons. Gene Ontology annotation, molecular function: diphosphoinositol-polyphosphate diphosphatase activity; bis(5'-adenosyl)-pentaphosphatase activity; endopolyphosphatase activity. Gene Ontology annotation, cellular component: nucleus; cytoplasm. NCBI's taxonomy places the organism in Eukaryota, Metazoa, Chordata, Actinopteri, Salmoniformes, Salmonidae. The record is from RefSeq and is a predicted model, not a curated record. Gene Ontology annotation, biological process: diadenosine hexaphosphate catabolic process; diphosphoinositol polyphosphate metabolic process; diadenosine pentaphosphate catabolic process. The coding region runs from base 301 to 705 and encodes 134 amino acids.
AUCUACCGUGGUGCGUAAUUUACGCAGUUUAUAAUGGCGUCUGUGCAAGAGAAAAAUAAAAAAUGAAGCUUAGAAAAAGUCUGUUGUAGAAAUGGAUAGCCUUUUACACGGGUUCCCACAAGUGGGCUGUGACCGUCUUUCUGAGUUUGUGGUUCACAUUUUUUUUAGUUUUACCCCAACUUGAUGAAGAUCAAAUCGAAUCAAACGCGGAUAUAUGACGGGAAUGGCUACAAGAAACGCGCCGCCUGUCUGUGCUUCAGGAACGAGAGUGAGGAGGAGGAUUAAAAAAAGAUUGCACUAAUGUCAGUGGUAGUCGGACUCAAGACAAGUGGAUUGUCCCUGGACGUGGCUGCUGUUCGAGAGGUGUGUGAAGAGGCUGGUGUCAAGGGGACAUUGGGGCGACUACUAGGAAUUUUCGAGAACACAGAGAGGAAGCACAGAACAUAUGUCUAUGUCCUAAUGGUUACAGAGAUGUUAGAAGACUGGGAGGACUCUGUGAAUAUUGGUAGAAAAAGGGAAUGGUUUAAGACCGAUGAUGCCAGCAGGGUGCUGCAGUGCCACAAGCCUGUGCAGGCCUCGUACUUUGCGGCCCUACAACAGGGCUUCCUGAGCAACAACAUGACGCCCCUGGUGGCCACAAUAGGGGGAGGAGACCACUCCCCUACCUACAACAUCAACCAUAACUCUAGAUCGAAGUAUAAGUAAAACACAGAAACUCCUGUAGAAUUCUCCACACCUUUUACCCGCUUCUUUUUCUUACCUAAUCCUGCUCCUCCUACUACUACUACUUAUUUUUUAAACUUCAAAACAUCAACAGAAAUGUUUGCCUUGACAGUCUUUUUUUUGGUGACAGAAUGGAGGUACAGACUUGAAGUGUUGGGCGAAGAAGAUAUAAUACUUUGUAAUUUGAAUGUUUUUUUUCUUGAUUUUUAUUAAUAAUUGCAUGAGGUAUUCCCAAACUCUUCCUCCUUUUCCUCGGCCCCUCAUUCCUCUCUGUCAUAAAUGUGAGGUUUGUUGAAUGCAACUCUGCUGUGGUGAUGUAAAGUAUUGCUAUGCUAUGUGUUUACCAUUUAGUUGCCACACCCUUUUACAUGACAGUCAUAAGAAUGACAUAACCUCUCACCAUGUACCGUGACAGAUCGUUAGUCUAAGAGUUAAGAGUUAUACAGUAUGACAGGCUUUUUCAGUAUGACAUUUUCUGUAGUUUGUUUUCUUUUCAUAUCUUUUCUAAUCAUCUAAAAAUGCAUUUAUUUGGUUAAUGGUUAGAUGGGCUUGUUGGAAAGCUUCCUGUUUUGUAUGUGUGGUUAAGGUACAUGGGUGUGUCUUGUGUGAUGUCAUCUGUAGGAAUGGAAUUAUCUGGUACAAAACGGGCUCCAUUGUGACGAUAGCACAAGCUUUGGUGAUUGGAAAGAGAAGUUUUGAUAAGGGGGCUGACAUAAAAAAAAACAGCUUUGGCUUUUGUUAUCACACUAGGGCACAUCUAACCAAAACAUUGAAAUGUAAAUAAUCUGCACAUCUUGUUGUCAGUCUAGACUAUAAAGAUAAUAUAUUGAUUGGUUUAAUAACUAAAUGAACAGAAAAACAGAGAAUUAUGCAUGUUAUCUGAUCCUCAUGGGAAAGGAACAAGAACCCAAGCUAGUUUUUGGUGCAGGAGACGUGCUCUUGUAGAGUUUUUGAAUCAUGUUGUGCAUCAGGAGGCGGGUAGUAAUGUCAUCAGGUGUUGUUUAUUGUUCUUGAAUAGUAAGGCUAAUUUAAAAUGGCACUUGGAAGAUUAUGCCGCUGCUGGAUAACGUGUUUGUCAUACUCUGGACCCCACUAAAAUUGAUGUGUUCAUGGUUUUCACUUGAUAAUUCUAAAUCCAUUUACUUUGUUGUUAAUAUUCAUAUUUAUUUUCUAAUGGUAUGAUGGUGAUUGAUUGCAUAUGAUGGACGUUUUUCAGUCUGUACUAAUCUCUCGGUGUGUGUAUUGAUGUAAGGUGAGGGCUGUUGAUUGAUUGGUGUGUGUGUGUGAUGCAGGAAGAGAUGUUGCACAACAGGAGAUGCAAUAACAAGGUAAAUCACCUGCACAUUUUGGUGAGGGCAAAUUUACGCUCAUGUGAAUCCAUCAAUUCUAAAUUGUAUUCUAACAAAUGUUUACACUGUGAUAUAAUUCUGCAUUUUCCCUUAAAUGAACACUGGACUUUUGUUUUUAUGUUAGCUAUAUUUGUUUUGUUAGGUUUUUGUUGUUUCUUGAAAUGCACUUUUAAAUAGUUCUUAAUAUAUUAUUUGUCUACUUUAGGUAGGUUCAUCAUUGGUUGUUCAAAUUGAUCAUUUAAAUCAAUCAAAUGCCAUUGAUCUGAUGAAUGGAUGGAUGCUGAUAAGUCUCAGAACCAUAGUGAUUCUGGCCCAGUCAAGACUUGUGAACAAGAAUAACUGGGAUUGGUAGAUAUGUUAAUGUUCUCUAGCCUAUGUCAAUGCAGAGACCAACUCUCCACUACUGGCCCUGGAGUUUGGUACUGUUGUUUGCUUGUCACCCUGGCCCACGAAAAUUGAUGUGUAGAUUCUACUUCACACUGUACUUUGCCCUGAUGGGCUAGUAGGUAUGUGCCAAUUUCAAUAAUCACGUUUUAUAAAAUCUUGUUUCAGGACCCCCAAAACUCCCAAGAAAAAACUAUGUAAGUUGUCAUGUAACUGACUGGCUCUGGCAGAAAUGGCAGAAUAUUUCUCAACUGAGCAUAAUUUAGCACAAAGAAUGAGAAUAUUAUAUUCUUGUUGAGCUGGAUUGUGCCAAACGUACCCAUUGACCCAACUGAUCUGGCACAAAGAGCUGUUAAGUUAGUUCUCAGCCUUAUUCAUCUCCUCUGGCAAUGUUUUUAAGUUUUACACAACAGCCUAGUCCUAUCCUUGAAAUGGCCCUAGACCCGUGGUAUGUAAGGCCCUCAGUUGGCUAGCUUUGCUUAGAUGGAUGCAUUGUAUUUACUUUUUAGCUGUUUAUGCAACAUUUAUGUACUAGUAACUGCCUGGGGAGGUUUUUUGAUUUUCCUUUCCUCAUUUAUUUUUACAUGGAACCUGAACAUAGGGAAUAUGUGGUGUUUUUUAACUUGUGAAAAUAGAAAAGGUCAGGCCUACUCAUGGUAGACCUAAGAUAGUCAUAUUGCACCAGGACGUAAUGAUUGUAAAGACACUCCAGUUGAAUGCAUUCAGUUGUACAACUGACUAGGUAUCCCCCUUACUUUCUAAUAAGUACAUACAUGGCUUUAUUUCUCACAAUAUGGCCGGUAGGGAUUGGCAAUUUCAGUAUGCCCCAUGUUGUUUGUCUGUGAGUCAUGAGGUGUGUUUAGUUCGCUUUCACGUUUGCACUGAACGACGUUUCCCCCAAAACGGUAUGCACAGUUCAACAGCCUUUGAGGUACGUUUGGUGGGUGUGACCAUCUGAAAUCGUAAAACUCGUGAUGCACACCAUAUGAUAAUGUGCCCCUGGGCCACCAUAAGUGUUUUUCAACUGGUCAUUCAGUACAGUAGUUUACAUUGAAUUCAAUAUUGCGCAAAGUUCUAUCAUACUGAACCCAACCGUGUCAUAAGAUUUUGUGAUGGCUCCAUCUAGUGGUUAUGGGUCAUCUAACUAGGUGAUGGCAGUUCUGGGUAAUAUGUUCCUGUUCUUCAUGACUUCAGUUUACUGGUAAGUUUAAUGGUCUUAACAGCAUAUAAAGCAAAUCCAAUGAUGAAAUAUGUAUCUUUCUAGAUGACUGAUGUAAACUGAAAAAUUGUCAAAUCCAAAUCAUUACAUGCAAUGGUCCAAUCGGGGGCAAUUCAAAUACACAUAUCACUGAUUUCUUCUUCAAUGGGGAAUUACACAACAAAAGUGAAGAUUGUAAAACAAUUCUGCCAAUUAAUAAAACACCCAGUGUUCCCUUUU